This is a messenger RNA of Hyposmocoma kahamanoa, 7705 nucleotides long. RefSeq names its product zinc finger protein 608-like. The record is from RefSeq and is a predicted model, not a curated record. Gene Ontology annotation, biological process: regulation of transcription by RNA polymerase II. NCBI's taxonomy places the organism in Eukaryota, Metazoa, Arthropoda, Insecta, Lepidoptera, Cosmopterigidae. The transcript is spliced from 11 exons. The coding region runs from base 385 to 3423 and encodes 1012 amino acids. Gene Ontology annotation, cellular component: nucleus.
UUGUCUGGAGUGGAUUCGCAAUAAAAUAAAAAGGCUUUAAUAUUCAACUUAAAGUUGUAGGCACUUAAGGAAUAUGUGAACGGAAUGACAUCGACAACUCUUAAACAGCGUUAAAAUCUAAUUUAUGUCUGUACCUAAGAUAUUGAAGCCUGUGUCCACAGUAGCAUCGAUGGCAGCAAGCUAUUUGCAUUGACAGUGCGAAAUGUGAUCCCAAUUCAUUGUUCAUCUUGUGCUUUUUUCUGAAGUGACUCGCGGUUGUUCGAUGAUGAUGAUGGUUUGGUGACAGAAUGACAGAAGUUGAUGUUGUUACAGGUCUACAAUGGUGUGUGGGCGCGCGCGGGUUGGCGCGCGGGGGGUGCGGGCGAGUGAGCGGCGCGGCGGCGCAUGGCGGCGCCAAUGAGGGAGGGCGCGCCGGCCGGCGGACCUCGCCCCGCGCCCCACCAUCACCCCGCCAAUUUCGAGUACGAUGACAACGAGUGGGACAUCGGCAUCGGCGACCUCAUCAUAGACCUCGAUGCCGACAUAGAGAAGACCGACGAGGCGGGCGGCAUGGCGGCGCGCGCCGAACCUGACGCGCAGCGCACGGCGCUCAAGAUGAAGAUCAAGCGCACCAAGCCCGGCACCAAGAGCUCCGAGGCCAAGCACGAGAUCGUCAAGUCGAACGAAAUGAACGGCGAGCCGAAGGGGACGGCGCUCGCCGCACCGCCCGCCGCCGCUAAGCGCGGCUCCGGCGGCCACCGCCGUGACAAGGCGCGUGACAAGCACCACCACCCGCACCCGCACGCGCCGCAUGCACCCCACGCGUCUCACGCGCCACAUCCGCCGCAUGACGUAAACGGCGUUGCGCGCGUGCCGCCUCCACCCAACGCGCCGGGCCCGCCCGUGACCGCGCCAGCGCCGCCGCCGUCCGCGCCUUCCGCAGCCGACACACGGCCUGCGCCCGCGCCGCGCUCCGACGUCAAACUAAAUGCUCCACCUCCCGCACCCGCGCCUGCGCCACUGCCCCCCCCUGCGCCAGCGCCGCACACGGCGCCCGCAACGCCUAAACCCGAACCCGACGACUCGCGGCAGGAUUCCCAUUCCGCGCAGCCUCCUGCCAAGAAACUAAAAAUGGAACCCAAGGAGACGGCCGAAGUAUGCGUUGGUACUUCGGUGGGGACGAUUACGGAGCCGGACUGUCUGGGGCCCUGCGAGCCUGGUACAUCGGUCACGCUGGAGGGCAUCGUGUGGCACGAAACGGAAGGUGGCGUGCUCGUGGUGAACGUGACGUGGCGGGGGAAGACCUACGUAGGCACUCUUCUCGACUGCACGAGACAUGAUUGGGCGCCGCCACGGUUUUGCGAUUCACCUACAGAAGAAUUAGACGCACGGACGCCAAAAGGUCGCGCGAAACGAGGACGGGGCGCAGCGCCUACGGACAUGACAAAUUUCACAGAGACGCGCUCGUCAGUGCACAGCAAACUGCGUAACGGCGGCGCCAAAGGACGUCGCGCACUUCCAUCUCCCACCCCAUUCACACCCCCAAGACCAGACUCUAAACGAAAACGUACCUCCGAAGCUGAAGAGCGACCGCCAACUCCAAAGGCAAAGCGUCCCCCGCCAACCCCGACCUCUCCACCUCCAGAUCCUGUUCUCCUAGAAUGUCCGGAACCCAAUUGUUCUAAAAAAUAUAAACACGCAAACGGGCUCAAGUAUCACCGGUCACAUGCGCACGGCACGCCUGACGAUGAUUUAGAUAAGGACGGUUCUAGUUCGGAGCAGGAAGAACCAGCAGUUGAGCCUGUGUCCCCUGUGCGACCUCCUUCAGCACCAGCCACCCCUGCAACUCCCGUCAAAUCUCCAACUCCUGCGAAAUCUCCUGAAAUCAAAGAAAAGUCUCCGGAAAAGUCUCCAGAGAAGCCGGAGACGAGUGUAGACUCUCCGAUUCAGCAGAGGUUCCCAGAGGAAUUCCCGGAGACUGCCGAGUCAGCGCCACAGCCGGAACGAACGCCAACACCUCCUGCGUCUGCUACACCUCCCCCAGAAGCACUACCAACGUUACAACCUACACAGUUCAAGGUCAAACCGCGGUCAGCGCUGAUGCCUACCGAGGAGCGCAAGUCGACAGAGUCACCCCCGGACGAGUCGCCUGGCAAGCGGCGCGCGCGGCGGUCGCCUACCCCUGGCGUGCGUUCGCCGGCCUAUUCCGAUAUCUCGGACGACGCGGCUCCUACUGAAGGCGCUCCGGACCCUGAAGGACAUCGACCUUUCCCGGUGUAUCAUCAGUACUACGGACAACCUCCAUAUUUACCACCGGCGCACGCGACUACCGCGCCACCACCCACAGACAAAGGCAAAGAUGACCACAAGGGAGAUCCAAAGGCUGAUCUCAAAGACGUGAAACCCGAAGGAGGUCCACCAAAGGUUCUACCUCAGCAUUUCUAUCCGUACAACUACGUACCAAACUUUCCUUAUAAUGUCGAAGGAGGACCUCCGGGGCCACCUCUAGAUGACAAGAACAAAGAGACUGACCGGUCCAAGACUACACCAAGUCCGCUGGAUAAGAGCAAGCAAAGACUACCUGACGGAAAAGAGAACCCUGCCAGGCCGAAUGAUAAUCAUCAGAUACUGAAAGAGAGUAUUGAAAUGAAAGCUCAGAUGGGUCCAUAUGCCUUCCAACGGCCGCCACAUGCAAGGGAAGAGGAGUUAAGAAGAUACUACAUGACGCUUGAGCAACGCAGGAAAGAAGGCGAAAGACCUCUGGGGGGCCCAGUGGGGCCGGGCGUGGGGGCUGCGGGGGGCGCGGGCGCGGCGGCGGGCGGGGGCCGGCCGCCGCCGCAGCCCGCUCACAAGCCGCCCACCACCAAAGAUUCUAAGGACGACAAACCUAAGGACGAACCUAAGGUGAAACAAGAAGGCCAAAAGCCUACAACAGAAACGCAAGGGCCUCCUCCACCCCCAACAUCGCAGUAUUACCUUCCACCAUAUAUGCAGGCCCCUCACUACGGGGCGCUCCCAUUCGACCCCGUGUACCGCGCUCCCCUUAGCCCCAUGUUGGUGGGAGGCUUCGGCGGCGGCUGGACCGUGCCGAGAUACCAUGCGCCUGAGGAUCUAUCAAGACCUGGAGCGCCGGCCAAGUUAGAUCUGUUGCCACCAGGCCACGGCGCCCAGUACGCGUACGGCGGCGGGCACGGAGGGCCUCACAAGAUCCACGAGCUGCAGGAGCACGCGAAGUCGCCGCAGGGCAAGCCGGCGCCGCGCGGCGACCGCGACCAGCCCAAAGACGCGCCUGCGCGCUCGCCGCCGCCGCAGCGCCACGUGCACACACACCACCACACGCACGUCGGCCUGGGCUACCCGCUCUACCCGCCGCCCUACCCUGCGGCGGCUGUGCUCGCCAGCACGCAAGCGGUCGUCAAUUCCUUCCCGACGCCACCCAAGUGAAAGGACAAACCAGGUUAAAACUGGAAACAUCAAGAGUACAGCCACUUUAACGUGGGCCACGGACACGGUACAAUGAACAGUAGUAAACGUGUCUAUAAAAGCUGGACAUUGGAUAGUGAAGUGACAAUAUGAACGACUGUGUGAAAACUUUGUGUGAAACCUUUGAAACUUAAUCUCUAUGCCAGUAGCCAUAAUUUAAACACUGUGAUCUCGCGUAACCCACAAAUUUUAAAUGUGAUGUGCGCUUUGAAUGUUCUAGAAUGUGUCCGAACCGAUAGUUACCUGAAUCUUUUAUAGUUGAAGAGUGUUGUGUUAUUAAAAGACUCCUGAAUGUCGUGUUCGUUGGUAAAGAGGUGCGUCUGGACUGCAAAGCUCCUCUAUAUGUCUUUGUUUUAUAUGUUUAUUAGUGGAAGCACAAACUAGCUUUGUAAAUAUUAGUUGUAUUACGUGUAAAUUAAUAUACGAUUAUUUAGUUCUCCGUAAGGAUUUUUAAAUGUAAAGAAACAUCGAAUUCUCCGUUUCACCGGGCAUUGUACUGAAGUUUUAAGCCCCGAAAACAAAUUCAAAAUUGUCACCAUAAAACUACCAAACCACCUAGUAAGAAUCUAUUUAUAAAAACAGCAUUCCACAUAACGAAAAGCAAUCGUACCUAGAAAUAAAAGUAAGAUUAAUUAAUUAAUCAAUAAGUAAGUAGCGUAAGUUUGAAGGCGUCAAUGUGAUCAUAACAAUAUGAGUAGCGUGCACAAAUCGUAAUUUGUCUCGAUAUAGUGAGGAUUGACUAAUUAACGUAUAAUGUAGAGCAUCCUAUAGAAUCGUUGAGUGUUUGAACAUCGCUGUACGUGUAUGUCUGGCUUUUAUUGAUAAAUAACUAUAAAUUCUUAUAGUCCGAUAUUCUCGAAUACAAGGGAUUACUGUUUCUGCGGAAUAUCGCUCAAUACUUUUUGUCUGGAUACAUCAAUUUGCUUGUAUUUAUGAGUAGCUUCGCAAACUUCGCAAAGACAAAAGUUUUGAGCGAUUUACUAUUGCACAAUAGUUAUUAUUGCAUUCACGUUCGACAGUUGCAUUUAAAAUGAUUCCCAGCGAUGUGUUCGAAUGGUGAAUCGUAUAAUUUCCAAUUUAGUCUUCCAAUUCUUUUGAAUCCAUAUCUCCUUGCGUUCACUCUGUCUAUUAAGACGCGUUCUCAUCUGCAAAUAGCCUGCAUGCAAGUUUCUAAAUUUAUAUUCGUAACUCAAUGAACACAAUACUAGCAUGCAAGAUUACUUGCAAUGGAACUCGCGAUUAUUUUAAGUUAAAACGAAAACAUCGGUUAGCAAGCUACCUUUUGGCUAAAUAUUCCAAUUGUGAAAAUGUUUUGUUAAGUAAUUGAUUAACGUGACCUAGCUCAUGUGAGCGUGCUUCACAUAUCUGUAGCAUUUAGAAUGGUAAAUAUUUCCUAUGUUUUGGUUACAUUAUAUAAGAAAAUAUACAAUUAUAACCAAAUGUGACCGUUCUUGUUUGUAAUUUGAUAUAAACACUUAAUUUUAUUCAAGCACUAAGUGAUACACGAGUAAAUCGAUAUUACUUUGAUGCUUAUAUUUCUAUUAAAGUUGUAUUUGAAAUAACAAUUUUAUAAUGAGUUUUACAUUUGCCUGCAAAUACUGCCAUAUUUAAUAAAAUAUUCUAAGAACGGAUGUAUUGAAAAAAUAUGUUUUAAAUUAAUUAUUUAUGCACUGAUGAAAUAAGAGGUUGGUAGUGAAAACUCAUUGUGAAGUUGUCAAGCUACAGUAGUGUUGUAUGAUAAUGUGAGUCGACUUGUACCUGUUACAUAAUCAUACCUGUUGCAAAAGAAUGAUAAAUAACUAGUAAACAGUACAUCUGACGGACGCCAAUUCUGAAAUUUAGUAUAGCAUUUCUGUCCAACGAGGAGAACCAUUGUUUUUUUCCUACUUUUUGUUAGUAGUCUAAAUUUUUCUCUGAUUGGAUACUUUCAAUCUAAUAUCUACUAUAACAGUUAUACCUAAGGCGCCACACAGACGCUCUUUUUUACGUGUAGAGUAAUAUAAAUAAUACUAGCCAAAGUCGAUUAGUCGAGGACUUGUCAGCUCGGCACACGAAAUUAGAGCAUCGUCUACGGGCGCGAUAGGGACAUACAUACACAUUGAAAGUUAGUUCAUACAAACAGCACGAUUAGUUAGUAUGACAACGCGAUCCUAACAUCGAAGCGAACUGCAUUCUGUACUAAACGUGCUUUUUGUACGGCCAACCCGUUCAACACCAUGCGCCUUAACCCUUUUUAUGAAUAUAUCCUUUAAUUAACGUGGUAAUGAUAGACCCAAUCAUUAUUAAUAUUUAUUUAUGAUUCUUUUAAAGACCAGGGGCCUAAGUUGAGUAAGAUCGUCAUAUUAUUUUUUUCCUUUUAAAAAGUAUAAUUCAAUAUAAUAUAUAUCAUAUAUACACCCCAGUAACAGAUAUCGUUGAUUUAUUUACACCUUUAACGUGUAUGUGAAUUGUUUAGAAAAAGUGUUAUUAACAUAAGAUAGUUGUUAGAUUUCUUAUUUAUGAGUACUUAACCAGUAAUUUCAGCAAUCAGGGCUCACUUGGACACGGCUAUUAAAUUCACUUGAGUGCCAAAUAAUUUAGUUACUUAACACAACGUGUCUGAACGAAGAGAACUUAGUCGAAUUGUUACUAAAUAAAGUUACUUGUCAGUCGAGUAAACUUUUACUAGCAUUGUCCGAAGUGGGUUUAAUGAGUAAAUUUCAUCGUACAAGUAUUGCAAGCAAUCGUACAUGAGUUUCGGCUGGUUAAGCGCAGUUUUUCUCGACUGUAUUUUAACAAUUUUAACAGUUUUGUCUAAAAGGAGCUAACAUUUUGUCGUUUUAACACAAGAUACGUUUGAAUUUUGAAAAAUCAGUACAUAAUACUGGCACUAAAUCUAAAAACCAGUAGAAAAGCAGAUCGAACUAAUUUGUGAAUUCUGCAGUAAAAGUACAUUUUACCUGUCUUACGCAGGAACGGCAGCGGUGUCGAUAAACAUUUCUAAAUCUUUAGAAGACUAUAGAGUUUAAACGCGCAAUGUGCACGUCAGGAGAUCGAACUGUAAAACGUUUGAUUGUUAAAUUGCAUUAUAAAAUGUCUAGGAAUAGUGUAACUGACUGUAAAGUUCCUUUGAGUUUCAAAAAUUUGUGACCAAAUUCGACAUCAAAAAUGUUAGUUGCUUAAAAAUAUGGAAUAUUUAGACCGUUUUUAGUAUGAGUGUACCAGGAGAGCAUGUGUCGUAAGGUAACAUGAUCUCAGCAGGGAGAAUUACGGAUGCAUAGACUGAUCCUUUUUUUUUGUUUUAAAAUCUCUUUCGAAUAUGCAACAUUACGCUUUCGUUUGUUAUAGAUUAGGGUAUUGUAGAGGUAACGCCGCAUCGAAGCGCAAAUUACACAUGUCGAGUCGCUGCGUCUUGACGAAUUUAUAUCACAAUUCUAAAAUAACUGGAUGUUAUUAACAUAUUUUAUAGGUAGUUUUGACUAACUGAAUAAUGUACAUAUAAACAUGCCAAUUUUGUUUAUAAUAAGAGUAUACUGUACUCUAUUACGAGGAAUAAUUAGAUCGGGUGAAGUUAUUUCGGCGUUAUACGUGUACAAUAACCAAGCUUGUUAAGCAGCCGGUUUCUGUAUAUCAUGCCAUCCGACUCGUUGCGACUCGACAUAAUGUGCGCCUACCUUUAAAGUAACUUUAUUCGUUUGAAGAGUCAUUGAAGCAUGACAGUUGUGUUGUAAAGGUCAUGCUAACAUCUGGAAUCACCUGGGAGUGUGUUUAGGCCUAUAUUUUACGACGAGAUAUUAGACAAUGUGUCGUCCCUUUACUCCGAAUAGACCGUACGAUUUUGACGCAAAAAAGUAAUUUACAUAAUUUGAUUUCGAGUUUCAUGUCCUAUACUAUGAUAUAUAUAAUUAAUUUUCGUCAAAAUUGAAUUUACGUCCAUUAGUGUUGUAAAGGAAAAUAAUAAUACACCAGGCUACGUGUAACAAUGUAUCUACUAAUAGAAGCUCUCUAAGGAAUUGCCGAAUGACACUUUGAAAUUAAUUAUUUGCCUCUUAAUUUUCCAUAUGAACAAAAAUGAUGUAAAAUUACCUUUAAAUGAAUAAAGUUGUUUACACAAGCCAAAAUCAUCAUACCAGUGCCCACAUGGUAUGGAAACAUGAUCAUUGUAUGUAUAAUGUCUGAAUACAUAAUAUAAUAAUGAACAUUUGUGUAUUUUUUUGAUGUAACUAAAGCCAAGUUUGAUUUUUCUUAGAAAAGAAUUCGAGAC